UUGGAUUCCAAUAGAGAAAGCACUUACAACGAAGAAAAUGAAAUUUGCUGCGUUUUUUAUUCUUCUGAUUACUUUCCAUGGGACCAUGGCCGAUGAAAAACAAACUCGUCUCUGUGGAACCAGUUUGGAUCAGGCGAUGCAGAUAAUAUGUGCAGAAACAGGUCUAAAUACGAAAACCAAAAAGUCAGCAAAUUAUUUGGAAUCAAGUUCCUUAUCUGAAACGCUUGAUCCGAUGACCGCUCUAACUGGCAUUCUACUCAGAGAAGAAGCCAAUAUGAUGGCUAAAAUCCGCAGGCGCCGUGAUGGUAUUGUCGACGAGUGCUGCAAAUAUAAAGGUUGUACAAUGAAUGAGCUGUUGGCCUAUUGCAAACCAAAAAACGAGUAAUGCUAGGUAUUUGGACACGCAAAAACAUCAAAAGAAUUCGUACGAAAUAUACCAAAAUUGAAAUUAUAUGACUGGGAACGUCCCAUCUUAAAUACAAUAGAUAUCAAAAUUAACAAUUUCAUAGAUGUCGUAACUGAAUAAAAGAUGGUUACGUAAACAGCA
This is a messenger RNA of Stomoxys calcitrans (stable fly), 547 nucleotides long. RefSeq names its product probable insulin-like peptide 3. The transcript is spliced from 2 exons. Gene Ontology annotation, cellular component: extracellular region. The record is from RefSeq and is a predicted model, not a curated record. The coding region runs from base 38 to 385 and encodes 115 amino acids. Gene Ontology annotation, molecular function: hormone activity. NCBI's taxonomy places the organism in Eukaryota, Metazoa, Arthropoda, Insecta, Diptera, Muscidae.